CGCCCCGCGAUUCGACGAACCUGUUUCGUAUUCGUAGCUGUCGUUAGAAUUGGAACAAAAAUUGUUUAUGUGCUUAUAAUAGAAAUACUGCGUUACUUAGUUGAAAAAAAAAACAAUUAGUGCUUUAAUCUUGUGCAUUUUGUUUUAUUAUAUUUUUAUCUGCGAUUUUCUUAUCGUAGUGCAUCAUUUAAAAAAGAAUCGCGUCUUUAUCUUAGUACAGGGUUGAAAUAUGCCGGAGGAACAGAAGUCUGCUGGUGGUCAACCAGAAGUAACAGCAGAAAAUGGAACCGAUACAAACUCGCCAACGAAAAGUCCAGUCAGCAAAGGCAAAACAGCUCUUGCAAGGAUUACAUUGUUGGAUGGAACAGUGAAAGAUUUUCAUAUAGAUAGAAAAGCAAAAGGCCAAGAGUUACUUGAUAUGAUAUGUCAAAGUAUGAAUUUAAUGGAAAAAGAUUAUUUUGGUCUUAUUUAUGAGGACAGGCACGAUUCACGAAAUUGGUUAGAUUUGGAUAAAAGAAUUGCAAAAUUUAUAAAAAACGAACCAUGGAAAUUUAAUUUCGAGGUGAAAUUUUAUCCACCGGAUCCGGCCCAAUUACAAGAAGAUAUAACUCGUUACCAACUAUGUCUUCAAAUAAGAAAUGAUAUUAUCACAGGACGAUUGCCAUGUUCUUUUGUAACUCACGCUCUUCUAGGUUCAUAUUUAGUUCAAUCAGAGGUCGGAGAUUAUGAUCCAGAAGAACAUGGCCGCACAUAUUUAAAGGAUUUCAAAUUUGCUCCUAAUCAAACUCCAGAGUUAGUGGAGAAAGUAAUGGAUCUGCAUAAAACACAUAAAGGUCAAACACCCGCAGAAGCGGAACUUCACUAUCUCGAAAAUGCAAAAAAAUUAGCAAUGUAUGGAGUUGAUCUUCAUCCUGCUAAAGACUCUGAAGGUGUUGAUAUAAUGUUAGGUGUAUGUUCAUCUGGACUUCUCGUCUAUAGGGAUCGAUUGAGAAUCAACAGGUUUGCUUGGCCAAAGAUAUUAAAAAUCUCGUACAAAAGGCAUAACUUUUAUAUAAAGAUCAGACCAGGUGAAUUUGAACAAUUUGAAUCGACAAUUGGUUUUAAAUUAGCAAAUCAUAGAGCUGCAAAAAAAUUAUGGAAAGUAUGUGUAGAACACCAUACUUUCUUCAGGCUCAUGAGUCCUGAGCCUGUAAAAAAAGUAGGUUUAUUACCACAUUUGGGCUCUCGUUUCCGAUAUUCAGGUAGAACUCAUUACGAAACGAAGAAGACUCCCAUUGACAGACAACCUCCACAAUUUGAAAGAUCUUUAAGUGGUCGUCGUCCUACAUCUCGUAGUAUGGAUGCAUUAGGAGGUCCUAAACAAGUUGAAUCUUAUGGUUCAGAACCAAGUAAGAGGCAUACAAUGAGCUAUGAACCUGAAAUGAUUCCUGAUAUGGAGCAUAUAGAUCAACGGCCUAGUCCAAUUAAAAAACAAAAAGAAAAGCUCACACGCAAAACAAGUGCUGGAACAACAUCAGCUAGCAGUACCAGUAGCCUGGAAGGAGAAUAUGAUGCAGAUCGUGGCAAAAAGAAACCGGUCGGAGGAAUUGCGGUCCUACCGCCCGGUGGUCUAUUUAAGAAGAAAAAGGAUAAACAAAAUGAAAACGAAAAAGAAAACCAUAAUGAUCUAAAUAAUUCCGAUUUAAUAAAUGAAAGUGCUAUUCUUGAUAAUAAUGAUAUAAAGUCUAGUAAAAAAGAGCUUAAAAAAAAAGAAAAGGAAAUGACAGAAAAGAAUAUUAUCCUUGAAAACAAUGACAAGAUAAAGUCACCUAGUAAAAAAGAAUUAAAAAAAAAAGAAAAGGAAAUGGCAGAAAAAAUUGCUAUUCUUGAUAAUAAUGAUAUAAAAUCGCCCAGUAAAAAAGAAUUAAAAAAAAAAGAAAAAGAAAUGGCAGAAAAAAUAGCUAUUCUUGACAAUGAAAUAAAGUCAUUUAAUAAAAAGGAAUUGAAAAAGAAAGAUAAAGAAACAUCAGAAAAAAAAGAUAAAGAAGUAUCAGAAAAAAAAGAAAAAGAAGUAUCAGAAAAAAAAGAAAAAGAAGUAUUAGAAAAAAAAGAAAAAGAAAUAUCAGAUAAAAAAGAAAAAGAAAUAUUAGAUAAAAAAGAAAAAGAAAUAUCAGACAAAAAAGAAAAAGAAAAGUUAGAGAAAAAAGAUAAGGAAACAUCAGCCAAAAAAGACAAGGAAAUGUCAGAAAAAAAAGAUAAGGAAACAUCAGAAAAAAAAGAUAAAGAAAAAAAAGACAAAAUAAAGGAUAUACGAGAUGUAUUAAAACCAAUCUCUUCAAAAACGAAGAAAGUUUUAUCUUCAAAUACUACCCCAACAAUAGUAAAAACAACAACCAAACAAUCAGUAGUAAAGGAUCAAGAAGGUGUGAUACAAAAUAUAGAAGAAAAAGUGGAAGAUCUUACUCCUGGAGGAACAGGCCAAGUAACUGUUUCUACACAAAUUAAUAAGGCAGAGACAUCAGAUGAUGGUAGAGCUCCAUACAUGACAGCAACUGCUGUUACUACACGUACUGCUACAAUGCACGAGGAUCUUGAAAAAAAUCAAAAAACCAGUCAGGUAGAGGAAAAAACUGUAGCACAUACAACAGCAACCAGUGCAACAAGACAAGAACAAAGAGUAGUAACUCAAGAAGUUCGAACAACAAGUCAUGUACUUUCUGGUGAACAGCUGUUCUCACGAAGGCUCAGUACAUCCAGUUCAAGCAGUGAUGAUUCAGGUACUCCAAUUGACCUUGAAGAUGAUCAGCAGGCUUUCUACAAUCAAUAUUAUCAGGGUGAUCCAGCUGGUGUUAUUGAAACUGAAACACAUAUUUACAAAGGAGAACCAGAGAGUAAUGUAACAACAACUACUACCGUUCCACUAGUAGCAACUGAAACUAGAAAAGUAGCCGUUGAAAGUGAAGAUGGUAUGUACAGUGCAACUGGAGAAAUAGUUAGUUCUCAGACAAUAUCUAGUAAAACUCGUACUGUUGAAACGAUAACGUAUAAAACUGAAAGAGAUGGAGUUGUAGAAACUCGUGUAGAACAAAAAAUUACAAUACAAUCAGAUGGUGAUCCAAUUGAUCAUGAUAGAGCUUUAGCAGAAGCAAUUCAAGAGGCAACAGCAAUGAAUCCUGAUAUGACAGUAGAAAAAAUAGAAAUUCAACAGCAAACAGCGCAGUAAAGUAACUGAUCAAAAAUUACUUUUGUAAGAAAUAAAGGGCACUCUUUGUCUAAAAGACUUAUAAUUCUAAAAAAGAAUAAAAUAAAAAAUUAAAUUGAUAUGCAUUUAAAUAAUGUAUAAUAAAUGAUUUAACUUAGUUUUACUAUCAUCAAAAUUCACUUAAAUAAUUUGCCAAAAUAAGGCAAUAAAAAAAUAACAUUUGCAUUUAAUAACUAAAAUGUAUUUCUUAUAAUAAAUGUUGCCCAAUAUUAUGAGCUUGAACUUGAUUAAAAAUCAAGUUAUUACAAAAAAGAAUGUCAUGGUACGUAAACUGCAGUGUUCAUAUUCAAAGUAUGUAUUGUCUAUAUACACAGAGGCAUAAAUAUAUAUUAUACAUAUUAUGUAUACAUAGUUAUAUAUGUACCUAAAUGAAAAAUAAUUUGUUUAUAACUAUAAACAUAUGACAGAGUGCCCUAUAAACUUACAUUAUAAUAAAAUCAUGAUAUUCAUGCAAUGUCUUGUCUAUAAUAAGCGUAUUAAUUAAAUUAUUCAUAUAAAGUUUAUUUAAAUAAUCCAAGACUUGUUCAACAAUAUUAAAAAAUAUUUAUGAGCUUAAUUUUUUAUAAUCUUUUGCAGAUUUUUUUGUUAUAAUUUAAA
Apis laboriosa (Himalayan honeybee) is the source of this 3838-nucleotide messenger RNA. RefSeq names its product protein 4.1 homolog (gene cora). The coding region runs from base 230 to 3202 and encodes 990 amino acids. NCBI's taxonomy places the organism in Eukaryota, Metazoa, Arthropoda, Insecta, Hymenoptera, Apidae. The transcript is spliced from 15 exons. Gene Ontology annotation, cellular component: cytoskeleton; plasma membrane. Gene Ontology annotation, molecular function: actin binding; structural molecule activity. The record is from RefSeq and is a predicted model, not a curated record.